Molecule: messenger RNA, 1935 nt
Organism: Nerophis lumbriciformis (worm pipefish)
Lineage: Eukaryota; Metazoa; Chordata; Actinopteri; Syngnathiformes; Syngnathidae
Source: RefSeq, a predicted model, not a curated record
AUGGUGUUCCGAAAGUUGCCCGGCGUGUCCGCGUCGGGCAUGGGGCUGCGUCUGUCACAGAAGUUUGUCUUCCUGCUCUUCCUGUCAGGCCUGGUGACCCUUUGCUUCGGGGCGCUCUUCUUCUUGCCCGACUCUGUAAGGCUGAAGCGUAUAUUCCUGUCCAAGAGCGAGACUCAGCCGGUAACGGCGGCAGGUUCCGGUGCGGCGGAGAACGACGCCGGCGAACGUUCCAAGAGACCCCGAGAACUGGAACACCCACGGGGCGUGACCUCCAAUAAAGCUGAGAGCGGGGCCGGGACGGGUGGAGGCCUGGCAAGGCUUAAAGGUCUUGCCCGAAAGAUGCCUCCAUCCUCCGAGGCGACGGAGGAACGUCUAGCAGGCGGGAAGGCGCAGGAGGACCUGACCUUGGGGUCGGAGAAAGUCUCUUCACUUGACACCACCACCUUCGCCUACAAGAAGUUCCGCAGGUGUCUUCUGAAACCGCCCCUGGGGAGGGACGGCGGUAAGCCGGGUGACCUCAAGACCAACGAGCGUCGGGAGAAAGUCAAAGAGAUGAUGAAGUUUGCCUGGGACAACUACAAGCAAUAUGCCUGGGGCAAGAAUGAGCUCAGGCCUUUAACCAAAAAUGGACAUAUUGGCAACAUGUUCGGUGGCCUGAGAGGAGCAUCCAUCAUCGACUCGCUGGACACGCUCUACAUUAUGGGACUGUUGGAUGAGUACAAUGAUGCCAAGGAGUGGGUCCGAAACAGCCUUGACUUAACCUCGAAUGGCGAAGCGUCGCUCUUUGAGGUGAACAUCCGUUACGUCGGCGGGCUGCUGUCGGCGUACUAUCUGACGGGAGAGGAGCUGUUUAAGACUAAAGUGUUGGAGUUGGGCGCCAAGUUGCUCCCGGCCUUCAACACGCCGACAGGGAUCCCGAGAGGAGUCAUUAACUUGGGAAGUGGCAGUAGUUGGAGUUGGGGCUGGGCAUCGGCCGGGAGCAGCAUCCUGGCCGAGUUCGGGACCCUGCACCUGGAAUUUGUUCACCUCAGCGAACUCUCUGGUGACCCCGUCUAUACUGAGAAGGUGAUGAACAUCAGAAAGCUUCUGAAUAAGAUUGAGAAACCCCAAGGCCUGUACCCCAACUUCCUCAGUCCGGUCAGCGGAAACUGGGUCCAACAUCACGUAUCCAUAGGCGGAUUGGGAGACAGUUUCUACGAGUACCUCAUUAAGUCGUACCUGAUGUCGGACAAGACGGACGAGGAUGCCAAGAACAUGUACUACAACGCUCUGGAGGCCAUCGAAAACAACCUUGUUCAGAAGUCGCCCGGUGGCCUGACCUACAUGGCGGAGUGGCGAGGGGGCAUCCUGGACCACAAAAUGGGCCACCUAGCCUGCUUCUCCGGGGGCAUGAUUGGCAUCGGCGCCGACGACGGCGCACCUGACAAACGUCAGCACUACUUGGACCUGGCCGCCGAAGUCACGCGUACCUGCCACGAGAGCUACGACCGCUCGGCCACCAAACUGGGACCCGAAGCGUUCCGGUUCGACAGCGGCGCCGAGGCUACGGCGACCCGGCUGAGCGACAGAUACUACAUUCUCAGACCUGAAGUCAUUGAGAGCUACAUGUACAUGUGGAGGCUCACCCAUGACCCAAAGUACAGGGAUUGGGGAUGGGAGGCUGUCGAGGCGCUGGAGCGGCACUGCAGAGUGGAAGCUGGCUUUUCGGGGAUUCGCGAUGUUUACACGCUGACCGACAGCCAUGACAACAUGCAGCAGAGCUUUUUCCUGUCGGAGACGCUCAAAUAUCUCUUCUUGCUGUUCUCGGACGACGACCUGCUACCCCCGGAGGACUGGGUCUUCAACACGGAGGCUCACCCUCUUCCCGUGGUCCGCAAGAGCUGCCUACAGGACCCGUCGUCCGUCGCGCAAGACAAGACGAAGCUCUCCGGAUGA